AUGGAGCAUGGGCAAUACCUUAGGUUCCUACGACCGUAUCUCUUCCCAUUAUCAUCAUCAAGGACAGCUGUAUACGCGCGGCUCUUUUCUGCUAGUCGCUGUCAUCCCAUAAAAACUGGACAUUCACAAUGCUUAGGGCUACAAAGUACAUCUAGCAGAGCUUUACAUACUUCUACGUCCAGGAGGUCUACUAGUUCCAGUUCUGAGGCCCCGGCAAGAGACCUCGUUGCUUCAUCUAGUCGUCGAGAUCCCAUUGACACGCGGAUUCAGAAGCUAAAGGAAUCGAAUGCUCUCCAUUACCCAAGGCUUGGGCCACGACCAAAUCGAAUAAGCAUAUCCGACUUUCGAGAAAAGUAUGAGUAUGAAGACACUAAAACGGCCUCGGAAGAAUUCGUCUUAGAAGGUCGGAUCCUGUCUAUUAGGCGAUCCGGGUCCAAGUUAAUAUUCUUCAACCUCAUAGGCAAUCAACAACUAGUUCAAGUCAUGGUUAGUCUAAACCAACUUUCGAAACCAAAACCUGAGCCUCAACAGUUCAAAGAUGCCAUGCGUCCUUUCCUUCGUGGCGAUAUCGUCUCAGUCAAAGGAACGGCAAUGCGAACGGACGCGGGUGAAUUGACGUUACGGGCAACCGAACUACCUACCAUUCUAAGCCCCUGCGUAGCAACACUCCCCGAGGUCAUACAUGACCAGAAGACUUUAGUCUUAAAUAGACAUGUCGAUUUUCUGGUUAACCGCCGGGCCACUGACAUACUCCGUCUCCGUUCGCAUAUUAUGCAAUGGAUGCGAGAUUUCUUCUAUGUGCGAGACUUCCUAGAGGUUCAAACACCUAUAUUAGCAGAUCACGCCGGCGGAGCAAUUGCCCGACCAUUCGUGACCUCGGCUACCGAGUUCCCGCGAAAAGAGCUUGCGUUGCGGAUCGCCCCUGAGCUAUGGCUCAAGCGUUUAGUCGUCGGCGGUCAUGAGAGAGUCUUCGAGAUGGGGCCUGCUUUCCGCAAUGAAGGCAUCGACACUGGUCAUAACCCCGAAUUCACCAUGUGCGAAUUUUAUUCUGCUUAUUCCAACUUAAGUGACCUGAUUUCCAUGACCGAGGAUUUGAUCACUGGCCUUCUUAAUAAGACCGAGGAACUUAAGUCCCAGAAGCUCCGCUCUCUUGAGAAGCUAAAUGUCGAGCUACCCAAAACGCGCUGGAAGCAAGUCGAAUUCAUUCCAGCCUUGCAAGAGAUUCUCGAUAUCAAGUUUCCAGAUCUUUCGGACCCCAAUUCACUUCCCACGCUCAUUGAACUGGCCGAAAAUCUAGCGGGCCUUACGCCAGGGCCAAACGCGACGAUGCCUAAAAUCUUAGAUGAGCUUGCUAGCAAGUACUUAGAGAAGGAUUCUGAAAAGUAUCCCCUUUUCAUCACCAAUCACCCCGCUUGUAUGUCGCCCCUCUCCAAAUCUUUCACCUGUCCCAAGACCGGCCAGCUCGUAUCUGCUCGCGCUGAGCUGUUCAUCGGGUGCCGCGAGAUCGCAAAUAUGUACGAAGAGGAAAACGAUCCGUUCGAGCAACGGCGCAAAUUCCAGCUGCAACUGGAAGCAAAGAACUCGGCGGCGGUCGGCGACGGCCAAGCCGAAGUGGAUGAGAGCUACGCCCAGGCUUUGGAAUAUGGGCUACCACCAACGGGAGGAUGGGGUUGCGGCAUCGAUAGGCUGGUCAUGCUGCUCUCUGGGGCGACAAGGAUCGGCGACGUCCUCAGCUUCGGAAACCUGAAGAAUGUUGUGUCGGUACGUCAAGCUGCCAAAGAGUCUUGA
Annulohypoxylon truncatum is the source of this 1788-nucleotide messenger RNA. Its product is annotated as lysyl-tRNA synthetase. The transcript has a single exon. NCBI's taxonomy places the organism in Eukaryota, Fungi, Ascomycota, Sordariomycetes, Xylariales, Hypoxylaceae. Gene Ontology annotation, molecular function: ATP binding; lysine-tRNA ligase activity; tRNA binding. Gene Ontology annotation, biological process: mitochondrial lysyl-tRNA aminoacylation. Gene Ontology annotation, cellular component: cytoplasm; mitochondrion. The record is from RefSeq and is a predicted model, not a curated record. Bases 1 to 1788 code for a protein of 595 amino acids.